Penicillium mononematosum is the source of this 1344-nucleotide messenger RNA. Its product is annotated as DHHC family palmitoyltransferase. The record is from RefSeq and is a predicted model, not a curated record. Lineage: Eukaryota; Fungi; Ascomycota; Eurotiomycetes; Eurotiales; Aspergillaceae. Gene Ontology annotation, biological process: peptidyl-L-cysteine S-palmitoylation; protein targeting to membrane. Gene Ontology annotation, cellular component: Golgi apparatus; endoplasmic reticulum. Gene Ontology annotation, molecular function: protein-cysteine S-palmitoyltransferase activity. Bases 1 to 1344 code for a protein of 447 amino acids. The transcript is spliced from 4 exons.
AUGGCGUCUCCCGCGCAGAAGCGCGCCAACGUCGUGGUAUCCAGGCUCAUUCCGCCUGUGUUACUCGGCGUUGUGAUUUACGCUUCCUAUGCGGUCACGAAACCAUUAUGCAUCGACUAUCUAAUUCAUCCGUUACCCUCCUAUAACCGAGGUCCCCGAGUCGGCGCUGGCGCCGCGAUCAUCGCGAUCUAUUACGUUCUCUUAAUCCCCAUGGUCGUUUCAUAUUUGCAACUUUAUUAUCAAGUCAUGUGGAAUCCCGGAUAUCUUCCCCUCGGUGAACAAAAAGUGGCAGAUGACGAGAACGCAAAGCAAUCGAAGCGCCAUCGUGGGAAGAAACGCACGCGCAAACCCGAUCCGGAGAAGACAGACCAGGCAGACGCGGAUGUGGAGAGAGGCUCGAACUCCACUGCUGUAGGCACCGCAUUCCAGUCAGAUUUUGGGCUGGAGAGCUUCUACACAAGAGAUGUUUUCGUCUGCCAGGAGGAUGGCCGGCCACAUUGGUGCACUACGUGCUGUCAGUACAAGACAGAUAGGGCGCACCACUGCCGCGAGUUGGGUCGUUGUGUGCGCAAAAUGGAUCACUUCUGUCCUUGGGUUGGAGGCGUGGUGUCGGAGACAUCGUUCAAAUUCUUCAUUCAAUUCGUUGCUUAUACUUGCAUAUUCUGUACCUUUGCACUCAUAGUGUCUGCUUAUUUUACAGGGGAGAUCCGACGCCAGGUAAGACUUCCACGAGCCGCUGUUCAACUCACCGAGAUGCUUGUUACUGACCUUACAACCAGACCGGAGGAGAGCGGCCUUUUUGCCUUCUUCGCCGCUGGAAUGACCUUGAGCUCAGUCCAAAUGGGCAUCCUCAACAUCACAACAAUCGAAAACCUGAACCGGCGCACCGCCGUCUGGACCCUGGCUAUCCGUGUUCCAGAAUACCUCCUCGAUCGACUCUGGGCAGCCGAGUCCCCCUGGGCGCCAACAUACCGCAUGGUAUCCUACCCAAUACAACCACCAUCCUCUCCAACCCAGCCGCAAACAACAAACCCCUCCCCAGGCGAACGCCACGUCUUCGCCAUCCUCCACACUCUGCCAGGCGAGAAUCCCUUCGACCUAGGAAGCCCAUUGAAAAAUCUCCAGCAGGUCAUGGGAUACACCGUCUUCGAUUGGCUGCUGCCGAUCAAACAUAGCCCAUGUGCUGACCACAGUAGCAUGGAGAGCCAUUUUGCCCUGGGACCCGUUGUGACCCGCUUGCGGCAGGAGGCUGGACUGGCCCCGCCGCCCGAGAACGGGGCUGCUGUUCCGAGGUCCCCACAUUCGGGGCAAAGCCACCGGGAAAAAUCUCCUAGCGAGCAAUAG